This is a messenger RNA of Apis florea (little honeybee), 776 nucleotides long. Its product is annotated as translation machinery-associated protein 16 homolog. NCBI's taxonomy places the organism in Eukaryota, Metazoa, Arthropoda, Insecta, Hymenoptera, Apidae. Gene Ontology annotation, cellular component: nucleus. The record is from RefSeq and is a predicted model, not a curated record.
GAGAAAUAGGUUAGGUUUUCAUAUGUUUUCAAUUGAAGUUUUGAAGGAUAGAAUUUUAAUUAUAAUAAACCACAAACAUGGCUACUGCAAUGAGAAAAGAGUUUCUAAAAGCAAAGAAAGUUGCGCAUCCAAAUAGUAGAAAAUCUAUUGCAAUUGCAAAAAGAACCAGAAAAAUAACAAAUAGGCAAAAAGCAAAAAUUAAUGGCUUGAUUAAACAAAAUUUAGUAGGAGAAAAAAUGUUAUGGAUCAAAGAAAAUAUGAUUCCAGAUAUUUGUCCUUAUACUCCAGAAUUAACUGCUCGUUUGCUAGAAACAUAUAUAGCAAGACAUGAUGAAGAAAUGGAACAAAUUGUUAUAAAAAGGUCUAUAAGUUACAAGAGAAAUAAGCAACAUGCAAGUAGGGAAGAUGUGUUAAGAAUGAGUAGAGAAAGAGAACAAGAAGAGUAUGAUACAUGUGGAAUAGAAAUUCCUGAUAUUUUAAAUCCAACUCAAUGCGAAAUGUUAAGAAAUUGGAAUGGUGAAUUAAGAUAUAUGACUAAUUUUAAAUUUAGAAGAUUUGGUAAAAGACAUUUAAAUGAAGCAUUAAAAAAAGCAAAUAAAGAAUCAAAAGAAAAUAAAGAUAUUCAAACAAAAGUUUCAAAAAAACUACAAAAUUCUUCUGAAGAAGUUAAACUUGAAGAUAUUGAAAAUUCACUAAAUAAAUCAAUUGAUUCAUCUGAAAAUAAUCAAUUGAUAGAAUGUAUUAUGGAAAUAGAAUAAAUUUUAUAAAAAAUAUAU